This is a messenger RNA of Quercus robur (English oak), 1730 nucleotides long. RefSeq names its product tryptophan synthase beta chain 1. The transcript has 5 exons. Gene Ontology annotation, biological process: L-tryptophan biosynthetic process. Lineage: Eukaryota; Viridiplantae; Streptophyta; Magnoliopsida; Fagales; Fagaceae. Gene Ontology annotation, cellular component: chloroplast stroma; cytoplasm. Gene Ontology annotation, molecular function: tryptophan synthase activity. The record is from RefSeq and is a predicted model, not a curated record. The coding region runs from base 107 to 1531 and encodes 474 amino acids.
UUUGGUUCAAAAAGUGGUCAUUAUUACAUAACCAAAAAAAAAAACUUGCCAUCAAAAACCCAAAUAAGCCAAAAAAAGAAGUAAACAACGCUUGUUCAUUCCUAUAAUGGCAUCAGCUGCUGCCGCCACCGCCACCACCACCACACCAACCCAUUCUUCUUCUUCUUCUUCUAUUAGAACUCACCGUUUCAAGCCCUCUAUACAUUUGCCCUUUAGGUUCCGCAGAUUUACGCCCACCUACCCCUCUGCUUCUUCGCUCGCUAUUUCUUGCACUAUCUCCACCCGUGACCCACCGGAGCUCCGAAUGGACGACAACGGGUCUUCCACCCUACUCCAGCGACCCGAUUCGUUCGGCCGUUUCGGCAAGUUUGGCGGGAAGUACGUCCCCGAAACCCUAAUGCACGCCCUCUCCGAGCUCGAGUCUGCUUUCCAUGCUCUCGCCGGUGACCACGAGUUUCAGAAAGAACUGAACGGGAUCUUGAAAGACUAUGUAGGGAGGGAGAGUCCUCUUUAUUUUGCAGAGCGGCUGACGGAGCAUUAUAAGCGUUCCAAUGGUGAAGGUCCACUCAUUUACCUCAAGAGAGAAGAUCUGAAUCAUACUGGGGCUCACAAGAUCAACAAUGCCAUUGCCCAAGCUUUGCUUGCUAAGCGGUUGGGCAAAAAGCGGAUUAUUGCUGAAACUGGAGCUGGUCAGCAUGGAGUUGCAACAGCGACUGUUUGUGCCCGGUUUGGUUUGCAAUGUAUCAUUUAUAUGGGCGCACAAGAUAUGGAGAGGCAGGCACUUAAUGUCUUCAGAAUGCGGCUUCUUGGAGCUGAGGUUAGACCAGUCCAUUCUGGGACAGCCACCCUGAAAGAUGCAACAUCAGAAGCUAUUAGGGACUGGGUAACAAAUGUAGAGACGACUCAUUAUAUUUUGGGCUCGGUUGCUGGACCACAUCCAUACCCCAUGAUGGUUCGAGAAUUCCACGCGGUAAUUGGUAAAGAAACCAGAAAACAAGCACUGGAAAAAUGGGGAGGGGGACCAGACGUUCUGGUAGCAUGUGUUGGUGGAGGUUCGAAUGCCAUUGGACUCUUCCAUGAGUUUGUAGAUGACAAAGAUGUAAGGUUAAUUGGUGUGGAAGCUGCAGGGUUUGGAUUGGAUAGUGGUAAGCAUGCUGCUACUUUGACAAAAGGGGAAGUUGGGGUUUUGCAUGGAGCUAUGAGCUAUUUAUUACAGGAUGAUGAUGGGCAAAUCAUUGAACCGCAUUCCAUAAGUGCGGGCUUGGAUUAUCCUGGAGUUGGGCCAGAGCACAGUUACUUGAAAGAUAUAGGACGUGCUGAAUAUUAUAGUGUCACAGAUGAUGAAGCAUUAGAAGCUUUCAAGAGAUUAUCUCGACUAGAGGGCAUAAUCCCAGCUUUGGAGACGUCUCAUGCACUGGCUUAUUUGGAGCAGCUCUGCCCUACUCUCCCCAAUGGAACUAGGGUUGUGCUUAAUUUAAGUGGCAGAGGGGAUAAGGAUGUUCAAACAGCUAUCAAGCGUUUGCAGCUUUGAUGGUGGUGUUCAUGUAUGCGGUAUGCCAUUACAAAUAAACUAAAGAACACCCCCUUUGUUUUUUUUUUUUUUCUUUUUUUUUGGGUUGAGAUGUUUCAGUUUUGUUUAUCACUUGUAAGACUAUUUUCAACCCUUUGACACUCAAGUUUAAAACAAAUUUGGAAUGUAUAAAUGCAGUUAUCACUGCAGAUCAUCUUUA